This is a messenger RNA of Suncus etruscus (white-toothed pygmy shrew), 1284 nucleotides long. RefSeq names its product cell cycle checkpoint control protein RAD9B-like. Gene Ontology annotation, biological process: cellular response to ionizing radiation; DNA repair; DNA replication checkpoint signaling. Gene Ontology annotation, cellular component: checkpoint clamp complex. The record is from RefSeq and is a predicted model, not a curated record. NCBI's taxonomy places the organism in Eukaryota, Metazoa, Chordata, Mammalia, Eulipotyphla, Soricidae. The transcript is spliced from 9 exons. Bases 1 to 1284 code for a protein of 427 amino acids.
AUGAGAAGCCGGCCCGGCCUACGGGAGCCCGCACGGGCCCUUCCCCGCCGGCCCGGCCCGCGAAGCGUUCCGUUCCGUUCCGUUUCCGGAAGUGGGAGGGAGAAGGCGGCCGGAAGAGGAAGAGGCCUCCGAGAGAUCGGGACGCUCGGGAAGGCGCAGGCGCGGGAGAAUGGGCGGGAAACAUCCGGGCACCUCGGGUCAGUCUGUCUAUCAGUCAGUCAGUCGACUAGUCAGUCAGUAGUCGCCUGGUUGGUUCCUUCGGCUGCCUCGGGCCCCGCCGCCAUGCUGAAGUGCGAGAUGAACGGCAGCCAGGUGAAAGUAUUUGGGAAAGCAGUUCAAGCUCUGUCACGAGUUAGUGAUGAGUUGUGGUUAGAUCCAACUGAAAAGGGUCUUGCUCUAAGAUCUGUGAACUCCUCCCGGUCAGCAUAUGGCUGUGUUCUCUUCUGUCCUGUGUUUUUUCAACAUUAUCAAUGGUCAACAAUGGAUAAUAAUGCAACACCAAAUUUAAAUUGCCAGUUGGGGAUGAAAUCAAUUCUGCCCAUCUUUAAAUGUCUGAAUUCCCGUGAAAGAAAUGUAGAGAAGUGUAAGAUAUUCACCAGAUCUGAUAAGUGCAAAGUAAUUGUUCAGUUCUUCUACAAAAAUGACUUGAACAAUUCUGUAUACAGUGAAAUGAUUGUUGGUCCAGAUGAAUUUGACUUCUUUCAAAUCGGAGUUGACACUGAAAUAACAUUUUGCUUCAAAGAAUUGAAGGGAAUGCUGGCAUUUUCCGAAGCUUUACAUGCACCUAUAUCCUUUCAUUUUGAUUUUCCUGGAAAGCCUGUGGCUUUAAGUAUUGAUGACAUGUUAUUGGAAGCUAACUUUGUUUUGGCCACUUUAGAUGAUGAGCCAAGUAGAGCGUCUUCUCCACAAUCACUGUGUCAUUCACAAAGACCAGAAAGAUCUGAUAUGCUCCAAUUCAAAGGCUGGCAAAAAUUAAGCAGAAACACCCCAGAGAAUAUCUCAAGACAAGUUUCACGCAAAAGAUUUUAUGCCAGUGAAACACUCACAAAUAUCUCUACACUCAAAAACAGUGGCAGCCCUGAAGUGGAAAGAACAAAUGGAGACAUUAAUCAAGUCCAAGAAAGUAGUGUCAGUAAAUCAGAAGAACCAGGGUCUAUGUAUGGCAGCAAGCGACAGGAGCUGCCGUACAUGGACCUCAUGACCCUGAGCCUGGCAUGGUCAUCACCCAAGUUGGACCUGAAGCGGAGCUUGUGGCAACAGCCCAGAAAUAGCCUGUUCUACUAA